CAUAUUCAAACCAUCUGAAAACAUUUAGUUAAGAAACAACAACAACAACAGAGCACUAAAAAUGGCAGCUCUGGCGACCAAACAGUCUCUGUUGUUGCUGUUAUCUUCUCUUCUGCUCUUGAUAGGCGUAUCCACCGGAAGUUUCUACGACAACUUCGACAUCACAUGGGGUAAUGGUCGUGCCAACAUAUUUGAGUCUGGACAGCUCUUGACAUGCACUCUCGACAAGAUCUCUGGUUCAGGUUUUCAAUCCAAGAAAGAGUAUUUAUUCGGAAAGAUUGAUAUGAAGAUGAAACUUGUCGCUGGAAACUCAGCCGGAACAGUUACUGCUUACUACCUUUCCUCUAAAGGCGAGACAUGGGAUGAGAUAGACUUCGAGUUCCUGGGUAAUGUUACAGGACAGCCUUAUGUUCUCCAUACCAAUGUGUUCACAGGAGGUAAAGGUAACCGUGAAAUGCAGUUCUAUCUCUGGUUUGAUCCCACCGCGGACUUCCACACUUACACCGUCCUUUGGAACCCUCUCAACAUCAUCUUUCUUGUGGACGGAAUCCCAAUCCGGGUGUUCAAGAACAACGAGGCUCACGGUGUGGCUUACCCGAAGAGCCAGCCAAUGAAGAUCUACUCAAGUCUAUGGGAGGCUGAUGAUUGGGCUACACAGGGUGGUCGAGUCAAGACGGAUUGGACUAACGCUCCAUUCAGCGCUUUCUACAGGAGCUUCAGUGAUGUGGACUGUUGUAGCCGGACUUCAGUGUGGAACUGGGUUACGUGCAAUGCAAAUAGCAACUCGUGGAUGUGGACUACACUUAACCCCAAUCAGGUUGGACAAAUGAAGUGGGUGCAAGAUGAUUACAUGAUCUAUAACUAUUGUACUGAUUACAAGAGGUUCCCUCAAGGUCUACCCACGGAAUGCAACCUUGGCUGAUUGUGUGUCCGAGCAAAUACAAGCAUGUUGCAGUUUGUUUCAUUCUUUCCUUCUAAUUUGUUCUCGUGAUUUGAUCCUGUUAUUCUUUUGAGUUUCUAUUUGUUUCCCUUAUUGGGUAAUUGAUUAUACUUGUGCUCAUCUGUAAUAAUUUCAUUAAUAUGAUUAAACUGUUGGUUUUUUA
Messenger RNA from Brassica napus (rape), 1103 nucleotides. RefSeq names its product putative xyloglucan endotransglucosylase/hydrolase protein 13. The transcript has 3 exons. The record is from RefSeq and is a predicted model, not a curated record. Gene Ontology annotation, molecular function: hydrolase activity, hydrolyzing O-glycosyl compounds; xyloglucan:xyloglucosyl transferase activity. Gene Ontology annotation, biological process: xyloglucan metabolic process; cell wall biogenesis. The coding region runs from base 62 to 922 and encodes 286 amino acids. Gene Ontology annotation, cellular component: apoplast; cell wall. NCBI's taxonomy places the organism in Eukaryota, Viridiplantae, Streptophyta, Magnoliopsida, Brassicales, Brassicaceae.